AAAUAAUGAUCUGGCGCUGAUUCAACACGUUUCACAAGUAUGCUCAACAACAGUCGCUGCUUGACUGCCGACAAUGGCUGAUAAUGUGAAAAAACCAAAAGCAAGACGAAAAUUACCAAGAGUCGAGCGCAAGGACUUCAGCAACACGCACAAGUUGGUCAAACGGCCGCCUGCGAAACUCGAGAAAGCCGAGAACGUGAUUUACGUGACAGCAUUCACCAAUAUAAAAGCAUUUGAGGAGCGUUGUUCCAAACUCAUCUACGAGGGCGUCAACGAGAUCACCAUCUAUGCCCUAGGGGCGACGAUCAAGAAGGCAAUCCUGUUGGCCUUGCAAGUUGCUGCCAAGCAUCUUGUCUUUCAAAUCUCUGCUAAUACUUUCACUACUGAUAUCAUAGAUGAUCUGGAGCCGGCAACAGAUGAAUUAGAUUAUGCGAUCCAAAUCCGCGCGAAUUCAGCGCUUCGCAUCGUGUUGACACGCGGCAUGUAAAGAUGUUCUUCACCAUCGAGGAGAUCGUCAAGUGGCUGGGCCUGACCGUCUUCGAAAUAUGGACGAAUCUGAUUGCCCUGCUGCUGUUCACCGUGACAUUCGUGUGCAAGUACAACCCGGACAACUACAGCAA
Messenger RNA from Dalotia coriaria, 620 nucleotides. RefSeq names its product ribonuclease P protein subunit p20 (gene Rpp20). Gene Ontology annotation, molecular function: nucleic acid binding. Gene Ontology annotation, biological process: tRNA 5'-leader removal. The transcript has 3 exons. Gene Ontology annotation, cellular component: nucleus; nucleolar ribonuclease P complex; ribonuclease MRP complex. Lineage: Eukaryota; Metazoa; Arthropoda; Insecta; Coleoptera; Staphylinidae. The coding region runs from base 74 to 487 and encodes 137 amino acids. The record is from RefSeq and is a predicted model, not a curated record.